CGUUAUUUAUAUUUCGAUGAAAAACGAUACAUCGGAAUAAAGACACUCGCAUAUCUAGUGUUACGCUUUGUGACGAACUUACUUAUCGUUCUGCAAAUUGAAAGUAUUGCCUUGCUGUCACCGAAAUGCCAAGACACGCUGCCUGGACGACCAUGAUCUUUGCGACAAUAAUCGUUGCCUGUUUACUUGGAUUAAUCGUUGAAACCGCGGCGACGAUAGCUCAACCAAAGGCACCUAAUUUCCAGUAUUUCGAACGGCCUAAAUAUCGCUACCCAUACUAUGAUGAAAAUGGCAGGGGAAAAUUACUCUAUGGUUAUGGAGGACCAGAUUUGUAUCAAUACAAAACUUUCAGUGCCCUUGAGGGAAUUCAUUAAGAUAAGGAGUAUUAAAUUACGCUAUUAAGACAUCUAGUUAAUAAUCAUUCUAUGAGUUGUGAUUAUUAUCAUAUAGGGUGAUCGUUUGUGAAAUGACAUAUAGUACAUACACGAUUUUGCUUCGGAUUACAAGAAAAUGAUUACAUAUAUUCUAUGUUGCACAAUAAUAACAUAUAAUAUGUAACUUUCAAUACUUUGCUUUAUAUCCUUACAUCUUUUCUUGUUAUCAGAAACACAUCGAGUCACGCUAUGGAAUUAAGGAACAUUACAAGAUCAUUUAUUCUCCCAAUCAUAACCAAUUGUAUUUUUAAAUGCAAUCAAUCGAUAUGCUUAAUUACGUUGUAAACAUGUAAACAUUAUGUUUCUUCGCCGCGGAUUAUGAAUCUUUUUGUUCGACAAUACGACUUCUCGAAAGUAGAAACGAGUCUAUGUAUUUAUCUCAAAAGACAAAUUACUUCGUUAGUCAGAUGAAUGAAAAAAUGUGUUAGACAUUAGAAUAUUAUGAUAAAUCGAUGCAGAAGUUACUACAAAUACAAUUACGAGUAAUAUCAUUAAAAUUGAUCGUCUAUGAAAAAUUUGUGGAAUGUGCAUAGCAUUUCUAGAAUCUAUGACGUGUCCAAUAUAAUCAC
This is a messenger RNA of Bombus terrestris (buff-tailed bumblebee), 1003 nucleotides long. RefSeq lists its product as uncharacterized. The record is from RefSeq and is a predicted model, not a curated record. The transcript has 3 exons. Lineage: Eukaryota; Metazoa; Arthropoda; Insecta; Hymenoptera; Apidae. The coding region runs from base 126 to 374 and encodes 82 amino acids.